This is a messenger RNA of Melanotaenia boesemani (Boeseman's rainbowfish), 1818 nucleotides long. RefSeq names its product NADH:ubiquinone oxidoreductase subunit V3 (gene ndufv3). Gene Ontology annotation, biological process: mitochondrial ATP synthesis coupled electron transport. The coding region runs from base 50 to 1462 and encodes 470 amino acids. Lineage: Eukaryota; Metazoa; Chordata; Actinopteri; Atheriniformes; Melanotaeniidae. The transcript has 4 exons. Gene Ontology annotation, cellular component: mitochondrion. The record is from RefSeq and is a predicted model, not a curated record.
UUGCUUUUUGUCCUAGUUUCCGACCGGAGCAUAACAGCUGGAGUGCAAAAUGGCGGCCCACUUGCUACGUUUAGGGCGACUGACUUCUGUGAAGGGGAGCAGCUUGGGUGUCCUGAGGAACCGCCCGGUUCUUUGGUUCUGCACUCAAGCCGAGGAGCCAGUAAAACCAGUAAAAAAGACCAAAGCUGCAGCAAAGACAGCAGAACUUCCAGAUGAGAGAGCGACCCUGCUUGCCUACAGGACUGCUGUUUCCUUUCCGGUUAAACUCUCAGAACCUGGAGUUCCGCCUGCACAGUCUGCAGCUGGUUCGGACCCAGCAGCUAAGCUGACUGCUGGGUCUGAACCAGCUGCAGCAUCAGAACCAGCUGCAGCAUCAGAACCAGCUGUUUUAGAACCAGCUGUAGAAUCUGACUCUGCUCCAUCUGCAGCUGCUGCAUCAGAAGAUGCAGUCCCUGCUGCUGCAGCUUGCUCUCCCCCUAAAGAUCCAGCUGAUGGUUCAUCCUCUACAUCAUCUAGCGACUCUGACUCAGAUUCUGACUCAGAUUCAGAUUCUGAAGAUAAAAAGCUGAAGGUGGAGAUUGAACCAAGAACAUCCCCAUCUACGCUGGACAAUGCAGAAGAGAAACAAGCCACUACUGAUGCUGAGGCUGUACAGGAGACAGCAGCAUCUUCAGAAGCAGCUCCACCUGUGGUGGAGGGCUCAGGAGACUCUGGUCCAGAGAUCUGCUCUGCUAGACAGGCAGCACCAGAACUUUCCUGCCCAGAAGGUCCAGCUGAUGCUGCAGGAGAAGUUGCUCAAGUUGCGACUGCUGCCACUGAUGCCCGAGGUGAAACUCCAUCUCCAGAUGUGACCCAGACUCCAUCUCCAGAGAAAGCUGAGGUUGAUGCUCCCGUAGAAGAAGUAGCUGCUCCUGUAGAAGCUCCUGAAGCUUCAGAGACUGCCUCCACCGAAGGAGCAGCUGAAGUUGUGAGUUCUGCAGAGGAGGUGGUGGACCAUGCUCAAGUCCAAGCUGAAGUGAGUGAAGGUUCCUCUGAAGAAGCCGUAAAGUCAAAGACAAUCUCCGCUGAAGCAGCUGGUGUAGCUGAAGCUUCCAGCCCUGUAGAAGAGCUGGUGGACUCUGGCCCGGGCGCAGCUGAAGCCUCUGCUGAAGAAGCUGUAAAAUUAGAGACCAUCUCCACUGAGGCUGCAGCUGAAGCUUCGAGCUCUGCGGAGGUGCUGGUGGACCCUGCCCCGGUCUUAACUGAAGCUGUUGGAGAGGAGUUGCAGGCGGAGGCCCCUGCUGAAGAACCUGAUGAGGCUGCAGCUCCAGCUCCAGAACCCGAGGAGCCCUUUGACAACAGCACUUACAGAAACUACCAGCACCACAACUACAACCCCUACACGUUUGCAGACCUGGAUCUAGAGAUGGCCAAGUAUCGCCUCCCUCAGCCCUCCUCUGGCAGACCCUCACCCAGACACUAGAAGAGCCGAUUAAAAUGGCAGUGAUGAUGCCCCUGUACCUGCCUGAUCAGCAUAAUAUUAUUGUCAGAGUUUGAAGUUAUUAAAGUACCCAAAUGAGAAGUGAAGUGUAUUUUUGUCUGCUGCGAUACUGCUGUGUUAUAUAAAGGAAGCUGUGUGUAAUCAGACCGGCACCAGAUCAAACAUGUCUUCUAUGCUGCUUUCCAGCCUUAGGGGGUCAGUUAAAUAGAGCUGACUGAGCAAGUGUUUUAUCUGUGUUUCUAUUUUAACGAUGCAGUUUGGACUCCUCGGCCUGAAUAAUGCACAAAAUGUCCUGAUUAAAGCAGUUCAAGAAUAAACAUGGCGCAGAUAUGUUCAUA